This is a messenger RNA of Didymodactylos carnosus, 655 nucleotides long. NCBI's taxonomy places the organism in Eukaryota, Metazoa, Rotifera, Eurotatoria, Philodinida, Philodinidae. The record is from the annotation of a GenBank genome assembly.
AGCCUCUUAGAGAAGUCUUAAAUUUCAUUUCGCGAAAGGUAUAAGGUUCUGAUCACACCGUCUGGCAUAGCAUUUUUUCUGGCUUUUCUUCAUAGGUCAACCAGUUGGUUUGGGAUUAUUAGGAAAUGAAUCUCAAGAAAAUAUUCGUCAAUUGUUGUUGAAUUUCCAGUCAACAUAUGCUGAUUACCAGAAUAUAAAAACACUUAUGGUUGAUAAAGAUUUGAACGAAAUCGCACUGAUAAAAGAUUUGUUGCCGGUAUCGACGGUGCUACUAUGCUACUUCCACAUAAUUAAAAGAUUAAAAGAACAUAUUUCUAAAUUACCGAUUGAUAUUGAACAAAAGAGAGAAAUAUUAAAUUUAUCAAGACAAUUAAUUUAUAGUGAAGACCAAGACAAAUUUGAUAUAAAUACCAUUAAAUUAAAACAAGCGGCUGCACAUACCACCUACUGGACAUAUAUUAAUCAAAGGUGGAUGAAUUGUAUUGAUUUAUGGGCACUGUAUAAACUCAAACUAUUAGUUACAUUAUUAAAUAAUACAAAUAAUCGUAUUGAAUCAUUUUAUCGUGUAGUUAAACGUGAAUUUCGUCGGCGUUCAAAAAUUUCACACCUUAGCGAAGCUCUAACAAUGUUAAUCCCAAGCAAAUAUCACCUAUGA